AUGUAUUACCAAAGAGAAAUAAUCAAAUGGAUUGAACGGAAAAGCAAACUUGAGAAAGGGAAGCGCAGCGGUAGGUACGUGCUGCUUCGCUUCAAACGGGCAGUUAGGGAGUCCCUUUUGGGGGAACUGCUCUGUGAGGUCAGUUUGGAUGCAGGGGUGAAAAGCCCCGCUCCAGGGCAAAAGCUAAUCACUGUUACUGCGCGUGGAAUUGGUAAUGAUUCGCUCGGUUGGCGCGAUUCGCCUGGUUCACUCGUUUCACGUAGAGACCCCCCAAAAGAGUGCAUAUCGAAGGAGUGCAUAUCGGAGCGUUUGCCAAAAGUGCAUCUCCUGAAGAGAACCAUACAGAACUUCUCCAACCUGCGCCGCCUACUCGGGCGCAACGACCGAGUCUAUGCGGAUCUGGCGCGGGUGUUCUCGCAAGAGUUACAGGGAAGAGAACAAGAGACACUUCACCGUUACGAGAAGGAUGAACCGAAUGAUCGAAUAAGCCGAUAUGACCACGUGGAGUACCUCCCCAGUGGGCUUCUCCAACGGGCCACCGAUACGCUAGACAUAGUAGACUUAGUGCACCUCUUCAACUUUUACAUCUCCAUUGAAUGGCACCGAUUCAAUUUUCUAAUUCUAAUUUUAAGGUGCAUAAUCAGUAUGGGAAACAUGGCCGACACGAAGCAAGAGACGUGUCUUAAGUUGCUAGAAUCGUGUGCCAAUCUGAGGAUAGAAAUAGAGAAAAAUCUGAAGUCACAAAAAGGAGGAUCCAUUUUUACGAUACAAAAGGGGUCCAUCCAUUGGGGCAAGUUUGACCGCUUUGAGUUAAUGCCAAACAGAGUGCCUUCUAUACGUGUGUCACCUGGUCAGGUGAAACGACUCAGCGGGAGGUCUGUCCCCACGUGGCGACAUUCACCAAAAGGGUUGCACAAUACGGUCAAGUUACGGAAGAGAGGGAAAAAUGCGCUCAGAUCAUUUCCUGUAUGUCGGAGAAGCCACCAUUUUCAGGAGACCUACGCUAAAUGGAUGAAAAGAAGGUUCAAAUCAGAAAUGGAUGUUUGCAAUGGUCUGAUAGAGCAGUGUGCUUAUCUCGUUUUAGGAAGAUCGGGACAGCUGAACGAUGCAGACAUGAAGUACGUAAAGGUAUUACGUCGAGGGGGGCUCUACCUAAACGGGGGUGAUUCGUCAAACUCGUUCACGAACCAAUUGGCGGAUUACGUAAAUGCCAAGUGUGAGUGUCUCCCACCAGAUGAGCUCAUAACCUGGGUGGAUUACUUAACCAAAGCGAGAAGAGACGCGAAAAGGAGAGGGGGCACAGGGGUAGACCCCAAAGCUGGGAAAAUCAAACUGACGAGAGCCAUCACCCGGAUCAAUCAACACCUCUGCGCUUCUAUUCAAAGAAAGACAAAUGAGUACUCCGUGGGGGAAGUUUGCAGAGUCUUAUCCUUGUGCGCGAGGAACAAACAUUACGAUGAGAAUCUCCUGGAUGGGAUCACCGCAUAUGUUGUGGACAAUUUAGAUCAAGUCAGCUCGAGAAGACUCACCCGAUUGGCCAUAAAUAUCCAUGACAAGCUGGGUUACACAAGGAAUGAGUUCCUGUUGGCGAUUGUGAAUCGGUACAGGCCGCCUCCUCGGAGGGGUGCUCAUUCGGAAGGGAGUAGCAAAAGGAGGGGGAAGAGGACUGAUAAGCGGUGGAGCAAUAAAACUGAUAGGCGCUGCUUUGAUAAGAUCCAGACGAUUCGGAAGGAGGAGAACGCCCCACCCGAAACCGUCCCCCGUAGAGACUUCCAAAGCGUAAAAAUAAGACAACUGCUUCGCUUCCUGAAAGUUCUCAUCAAAAACGACAUACACCUGGAUGAGGAAUGGGCGGAUUACUUCCUCUCCUUGAUGAAGAAAAAAUUCACGCAUAUCAGGAGAGGGCAGCACCUUCAGAAUCAAAUUGCAAAGGUACCCAUUCCGACCUGUGAGGAAAUGAAAGAAGAGAUAAUCCCCUUCGUAGAAUUAACUCAACCAAAUUGCGAACUCGAGGUCAUUCUCGACGAGACGGAUCAGUUGAGCUCCAACAAAGGAGGAGAAACCGCUUGCCUGUACAAUGUCCCCAUGCCAGGUGGAGCCGCACCCCCUAACCAACAGAAGAGUGUGCAGGAGAAUUGCCCUACCCGAGUGACUUCUCCAGUUGGAGGACAGCGUAACCACCGUGGAGACUCACACGGAGAGACAAAUCACCCACACCUCGCCAUAACAUACAAUACAGUGACCACUACGGGGGCCUGGACAAAUGCCCCUGAGAGGGGCCCCCCAAGGCAAACCCCCCUACAAAAGAACAACAUACCAAAUGGAAACGGAGGAAGAAGGGAUCCCCCAUUUGGUGAACACCCCAUGAAGAAACAGACUCAGCAUGAAAGCAACUACUUCGAAAACCUAGCCAACGCGCGAAACAUCCUUUUGGCAAUACAGAUUGUACUGCUUCACCUGGCGGAGGAGCACCCGAAUGGUUGUCUUGAAGAUGGUCCGCCUCACCCAUGCCUGUCAUCCCGACUCAACGAGCUAACCCUUACACAGCUAUCCCUGCUGCACAGGACAUAUGCGCUGUGCUCCUCCUACAUCGAUUCUUCCCUGAGUGCGCAGAGGAGCUUGAACAAUCAGAGGGUCACUUCCUCGUCGAGACUCCACAAACAGGUCAUGUCCAUCCUGGCGCACGUGCAUCCCCAAGGCGAAAUCCUAAGCGAGUUCGUCCAUCACCCCUUCCAAGUGGACAUAUGCCUCGGGAGGAAGCCCUGCUAA
Molecule: messenger RNA, 2769 nt
Organism: Plasmodium inui San Antonio 1
Lineage: Eukaryota; Apicomplexa; Aconoidasida; Haemosporida; Plasmodiidae
Exons: 3
Coding region: 1-2769 (922 amino acids)
Source: RefSeq, a predicted model, not a curated record